AUGAAAACAGAGAUCCUUCAUUCAGUCCAGUGCCCGUUCCCACCACACCACGCUGCUGCAUCACCCGUGCCCUCCCUCCAGAGCGACCCUGGGCAGGGGUGGGAGCGGCCCAUCAGUGGAUGGGCGGGAGGGCAGAGCGGGGCCGGAUCCUGCCUCCGUGGGGUCUGGCUCCUUGAAAAGACAGGUCCCGUUCCUGUCUCAUCUGCCGGUCUUGUCUUCCUGCCUGUGUUCCUGUCCUUUGUUCUCCUCCCUCCCUCCAUUCAGGUUUUUCAUCCCCACUCUGAUCCAGGGCCUCUGUGA
Messenger RNA from Rangifer tarandus platyrhynchus (Svalbard reindeer), 300 nucleotides. The record is from the annotation of a GenBank genome assembly. NCBI's taxonomy places the organism in Eukaryota, Metazoa, Chordata, Mammalia, Artiodactyla, Cervidae.